UGCACCACUUUCUGUGUAACUAGCGGGAUUGGAAUCUUUGUCUCUCUUCGAUUAGACUGAAUAUUAAAACAACCUUUUGACAAUCUUCUUAACGAAGCCACUGUAGGGUCUUAUAUCUAGGCAUAAAUCCAAGCUUCAUAUCUCCACGGCACGUGUAGGAGGAAUCGAAGAUCGGCAAAUUUGACCAAUCUCUCCGAAAGUUCUUCCUGUCAUGUCGACCUAUGGCGCGCAUACCAAUGCACGAUACGUUCACCAUGAGAACGCUCCUUCAAAUGAACUACCAGGUCCAAAUUAUACACGAAACGAAUUCGAUUCUCCCUAUAUGUCUCCGGCAGCUAAUCAAUACCAGACUUGGACACCCGCGUUAGCACCUAUUGUGGGAUCACCAUCUGUCCCGGCUGCUACGGAGGUUUCGGAACAGGAUUUUGAUGAGAUGUAUGAACAAGAGGAGCGAGAACAGGAGAGGGAGCAGGACCCUCCAAACGUCAAUCGGGAUACAAUUCGAAGGCAGCAAAGACGGACGGGAGAUAUUGAGCAGGUUGCCAUGCCAGAACCCGCACCUGCGCGAAGUAGACUCGGAAAUUUUGUAGGAGGGUUCAUGGCUACCCUAAGACACAUCCCGAACGCCAUGGUCAAGAAUAAUCCUCGAAAUGCUAUUCCCGCCGAGUAUAUCGGACCUGGUGGAGAGGGCUCCAUGGUCAACUCCCCGCGAGUAUCAUAUUAUUCGUCUUCUCCUAAUCCUCGCAACUCUAGGAUAUUAUCACAGGGUGGUGAAACAUACACGCCAUAUACGCAUACCACCAACAUGCCGGUAGAGGAAGUUCCCGAACCACUUGAUGAAGAUCCUCGCACGACUUCAUCCACUGCCCCGGCUUCGAAUGCCCAGGAGCUCUACGACGAUGGCACUACUGCUGUGCAUCAUGAUGCACCUGUAGAUUCUUCUGUCAUAAGCAGCCCUGCUCAAAUUGGCAGAGAAGAGAUAUCCGACUACGAGAAAACGCGUACACCCUACCCAUUCACCAACCCCGAAGAUAAAUCACUAACAAGUUAUGUCGACCGCAUUCAUCGCUUUUUUACUGACAUAAGGGACCUUCCUUGGAUGACUCCACAAAUUGCCAACGAAUAUGUCCCUGCAAUUGAUUCCAGUAGAGGUCGGAAACGCACAUCGGACCAACCGGUUUCCUGGUACAAGCCUAGGCCUAAGAAGGAGAAGCAGGACAGUGACUCGACAAGUACACUACCUGUUCCUUCACCGCCUCAGAUCAUGAUCCAAACCAUUCCUCCCACACCCACCUAUUCCGCCGCGACAUCCUUCUACAAUCGAUCCACUGUCGCGCCUUCCGAUCCUCGACUCACACUCACCGCUUCUCAAUAUACUUUCCGUUCAAAUUCUCGUGCAGCUUCUGAAGGUGGAGCCACUGCUAUCAGACCGCUGCGAACACCUGGCACUGGCACCAGCGUGGGUGGACUGCCCUCGCCUGGAGCGUCGUCACAUGGCAUGGGCAAUCAUUCCAUUUCAUAUAGUUAUCAUUAUACGUCGCCUCCUGCUACGCAUGGAAUGAGAGGAUAUCCAUCUGCGUUCUCUGCGGUAUCCAGUCCUCAGACGAGGUUAGAAUCCGAGGGUUACUUCAGUCCGUCUGUGCGGUAGCUCUGCAGAAUUUAGAUCUUCUUAUGUCGUUUUGGAAUCUUGCUCUAUAUCACACUAGCCAUCUUUACCACAUUUCAUGUUAGAAACUAUCUAUGCCAUUUCUGGGACGUUAUUUGUUUAUCGACAUAUCCUGCUUCCAUUCUACUAUGCGUCUCUUGUAUCUUUUAGAUCAAUUUUCCGUGUACUACAUUCCUUACGGUAAUUCACGAAUCGUCACGAAUAGAUACACUAUGUCAUACAGAACGCCAAGCGUCGUCGUAUCACAAUACUAGUUGCAUACCAUAUCAUCCU
Somion occarium is the source of this 1939-nucleotide messenger RNA. The record is from the annotation of a GenBank genome assembly. NCBI's taxonomy places the organism in Eukaryota, Fungi, Basidiomycota, Agaricomycetes, Polyporales, Cerrenaceae.